GAUGCAGCAGCUCUUCUACGAGAACUACGAACCGAACAAGAAGGGCUACAUCCGAGAUCUCCACAACAGCAAGAUCCAUCGAGCCAUCACCCUCCACCCCAACAAGAAUCCUCCGUACCAGUACCGCCUACACAGCUACAUGCUCAGCCGCAAGAUCGCAGACCUGCGCCACCGAACCAUCCAGCUCCACCGCGAGAUCGUUCAGAUGGGGCGCUACGGAGCGGCCGAGCCAAGCCGAGAGGACCUCCAGCUCGGCAUGCCGCCUUCAUUUAUGCGCUUCCACCCGCGACAGAGAGAGGAGGUCCUGGAGUGGGAGUUUCUGACGGGUAAGUACCUGUUCUCAUCGUCUGAUGGUCAGCCGCCCCGCCGCGGGAUGGACUCCUCUCAGAGGCAAGCCCUGGACGACAUCAUCAUGCAGGUGAUGGAGAUGAUCAACGCCAAUGCAAAAACACGAGGGCGGGUGAUUGAUUUUAAAGAAAUCCAGUACGGCUACCGGAGAGUGAAUCCAUUAUACGGAGCGGAGUACGUCCUGGAUCUGCUGCUGCUGUACAAGAAGCACAAAGGGAAGACCAUGACGGUUCCCGUGAGGAGGCACGCCUACCUGCAGCAGACCUUCAGCCAGAUCCAGUUCAGAGAGGAGGGCGAGAUGGACGCCCAAGCUCUGGCCAGCCACAUCAACAAGGACUCGGACUCCCUCUCAUUUCUGUCCAACUCACUCAAAAUGCUGGUGCCCUUCAAGCUCGCCACCUCCGGUCAGGACCAGAGGGAGCCCAAAGAGAAGAAAGUCAACAUCUUGGUUCCUCUGUCGGGACGCUACGACAUCUUCGUGCGCUUCAUGGCCAACUUUGAACGAGUGUGUCUGAUCCCGAACCAGAACGUGAAGCUGCUGAUCCUGCUCUUCAGCACGGACAACAACACGGAACGGGUCAAGCAGGUGGAGCUGAUGCGGGAGUAUCACAUGAAGUAUCCGCGGGCCGAGAUGGAGAUCAAACCAGUCGCCGGCUCCUUCUCCAGGGCUCUGGCUCUGGAAGUGGGCUCCUUGCACUUCACCAACGAUUCGUUGCUCUUCUACUGCGACGUGGAUCUGCUCUUCACCAGCGACUUCCUCAAGCGAUGUCGGAGCAACACGGCUCUCGGAGAGCAAACCUACUUCCCCAUCAUAUUCAGCCAGUACGACCCCAAGGUGGUGUACGCUGGGAAGGUCCCCAGCAACAACCACUACGUCUUCACCUCCAAGACGGGUCUGUGGAGGAACUACGGCUUCGGGAUCGUCUGCGUCUACAAGGGAGACUUGCUCCGGGCCGGAGGCUUCGACACCUCGAUACAGGGGUGGGGGCUGGAGGACGUGGACCUUUUUAAUAAAUUUGUCCAGUCAGGGAUUAAGUUGUUCAGAAGCACAGACACGGGGAUAGUGCACGUCCACCACCCGGUCAUAUGUGACCCCAACCUGGAGGCAAAGCAAUAUAAGAUGUGCCUGGGCUCCAAAGCCUCGUCGCACGGCUCCACGCAGCAGCUGGCCGAGCUGUGGCUGGAGAAGAACGACCACGGCUUCAGGAGACUGGCGAGCAAUAACGGCUCGGUUAGGACAGCGUGAGAAAAAGGCUGUUUUCACUACCUAAUUUAUUUUUUACUGAAAUGAAAGACUGAACGUGGAUAUAUUUUGAAAAUAUGUCUUUUUUUUUUAAAGAAAAUAUACAGAAACGCCAUGAUGAACAAGUCAUAGAGACAGACUCAUGAUCGAAGGAAUAUUGACAAAUAUUCUGAGCCUGAGGGGUCCGAGGCUCCUCUCGCCUGUUACAUGUCAUCAGUCAGGACGGUGGGAGGAGGACAGGCGGGUUAUUGAUGUGUACCUCAGUGAAGUACACCGUCUUGGUCCUUAAAUAUUCCAUUUGUCCUGUGUGCAGAAACAGACUGGUGUCCAUGUACUCUCAGACCAGCAGUGCUCCAAACAGAACUAUUGAUUGUGAAUGUUUACAAAAGACAACAUUUUAUCCAUUUAAAAAAAACAAAAACCAUCAGAUCACAGCUAUUCCAAUAAUUACUAAAGGCCAUUGCAUUCGAUAAUUUCAUUUACAGUCAUUUUUCCAUUU
Messenger RNA from Plectropomus leopardus (leopard coralgrouper), 2090 nucleotides. The record is from RefSeq and is a predicted model, not a curated record. Lineage: Eukaryota; Metazoa; Chordata; Actinopteri; Perciformes; Serranidae.